This is a messenger RNA of Lobosporangium transversale, 2907 nucleotides long. RefSeq names its product mitochondrial distribution and morphology proteins-domain-containing protein. Gene Ontology annotation, cellular component: mitochondrial inner membrane. Gene Ontology annotation, biological process: mitochondrion inheritance. The transcript has 5 exons. Lineage: Eukaryota; Fungi; Mortierellomycota; Mortierellomycetes; Mortierellales; Mortierellaceae. The record is from RefSeq and is a predicted model, not a curated record. Bases 60 to 2807 code for a protein of 915 amino acids.
CAAAUCAAUCGGAGGAUCACUUUUGACAGCCUUUCUUCUUGUUACCUCCCAACAUAACCAUGCAGGCAAGCUGUCUGGCACAACGGGGUCUGAUGAACCCACGGAUCACCAGUGGAAGGAGCCUCGUCUGCCACCAUGCCUUUUCUGCUCAGAGGACCAGAUCCAUUCUUCUGAGCAAGAAACCAUUAACUCAUAGCAGUCCAUAUACUCGCUUAUUCUCUUCUAUCACCGCAUUUGGUCGACCUUCCAAACGUCAGCUUCUUUGCAGAUUGGCCCCGGGCUUAUGGAUGUAUAAUAACGGUGGUCUCUAUGGAAGUGAGGCUGCUGUUGCUGUUAAUCAAACCACGCAACAUAUGAUUAUGAAUCGAUGCGGGACUGCUACUGCUUCUGCUGGCCUCAGUUCGACUGCGUUUGUAGGUGCAACGGGCAGUGCAACAAUAGAGUCAAAAGGCGCAUGUGAGUUGAUAGGUCGUCUGAGCCAACGAAUGGUCAGAGGUACAGCACAGAUCGUAUCAAAGCCUCAGCCCUGGAAGAGAACAAAAGAGACUACGACUUUGUUGGAUAUGGAAAUUCAUAGCUUCUCCAAUUUACAUUCACGCUCUCGACAACACCAAAACUUAAAAGGGCUACAAUCCUCUUUUGGACAUGCUUCAGACACAAUGAUAGGAACAGGAUCAGCAUCAGCACCAGCAUCAAUAUGUGUUAGGUCAGCCCACCCAAUUGCAAUGACACGUACCAGUUUUGCACCCUCCUCAAUCUCUCGUACUCAUCAUGCUGUUAAAAGCAAAAAUCAAGGGAUCAGGCGCUACUAUAUGUCAGAUACACUGAGGGGAAAUUCAGACUCUGCUUCCCGACAGAAUGCAUUGGUCAAAUACACACCCCCUGUGGUUGGGCCUUUGGAUCGUGUUGGACGAGCCAAGCUGCUUUCUGCAGCCCCUAAUUUUCUAGAACGUCUCAAGAUUCGUUUAAAGCUACUGCUGAUGCGUCAAAUCCGACCAUGGCGUGUGGACGACUUCAUUGCAGUGUUUUCAUGGGCCUUCCUGGCGAAUGUGGCAUUUGUGCUGUUGGGCACGACUACUUUCUUUAGCUUGUUGCUUGCUGCAGCGAAUAGCUUACAAUUCCAAGGAUUUGUGGCAUCCAAGAUUAGCGAUUAUCUUACAGCAUCAACGGGAGUCAAAGUCAAGUUUGAAGCUGCUAUUGUCCCCAAUUGGAAGGAUGGGCGUAUCACUCUCCGGAACGUAGUCAUGUCAAAACGAGCAGAACAACCCAAUAAGGAUAAUCUAUUAAGUCACAAAGGAGAAGAUCAUUCAGGCCAUGGACAUGAGCACGAUCAUGAUGGGACGGACGAGCAUGCUCAAAUAACUGAAGAGGACGUCGAUACGAACUUUACCAUGUUUGAUGUGACCAUCGAUCAAAUUGAUGUCACACUCUCUGCUAAACGAUGGCUUGACGGCAAAGGGCUGAUCGAAGAUGCCUCCAUCAAGGGUGUUCGUGGAGUCAUUGAUCGCACUCAUGUUUGGUGGGAUCCUGAUGUCGAAUACAUCCCAGAGCUAUCUAGGAGAAAACAUGUCCCUGGAGACUUUGAACUCGAAUCACUUCAGCUUGAGGAUAUGCUUGUGACGGUUCUUCAGCCAGAUAACUUCCGUCCCUAUACUGUGUCGAUAUACUCUGCUCAGUUUCCAAAGUUUCGGAAGCAAUGGCUAUUUUACGACUUGUUAUGUGCAGAGUCCAUGGUUGGCAUGUUUGAUGGCUGCCUCUUUAGCUGCUACACUGCACAGCGUGAGAGCACUGACAACCAGACUGAUGCUAAAUGGAAAAGGUCAACUCGAUUUAAAAUUGAUGAUGUCAAAAUCGAUCAUUUGAACGCUGGGGUGGAAGGGCCCUUUGGAUGGAUUUAUUCUGGCACUGUAGACAUCACCUGUGAUGUAAAGAUUCCAAAUGAACCGAGAGAGGAUGCACUGCGCAAGCUAGUGAAUGAUAUUGUCGAUAAGAUUGAUGAAGUGGUUGAUUUUGCACCACUUCCAGUUGUCUUUGGGACGGGCGCCGUCGGCGGAAAAGAAAUUGUGAUGUAUCCAAACCGUGCUGCUGCUGCCUUGCAUGAAAAGAUGAUGGAGGAAGAAGAAGAGCAGCGGCGACUAGCUCAGCAGCAACAACAAAUCCUCCAACGGCAACAGCAGCAGCAGCAGCAACAACAACGACAGCACGGACAGAAUUCUGAGCAUAAACAAGAGCAUAUGAGGCUACAUCAAGAAAACCGGUAUCAAUAUUGGCAACAGCAACAGCAAAUUGAGCAGCAGCUUCGGCAAUUCCAACAGCAGCAAGAGCAACAGCAUCAGCAACAAAUGUCCAAAUUCAACACACCAACUUCAAGAGCCAGUUUUGUAAGAUCAUCCAAGAAAAAGCCUGCACUGGUGAUGGAUUUUGAAUUUCGUUUCAAUGAUACCAAGGCGUCUAUCCCUUUGAAAACAGAGAGUUUGUCCUAUUUGUCCAACGCCGCUAUCCGUCCUAUUGUUGCGUUCAUGAACAGUAACCGCACAGUUACACCUAUCCGAUGCCGUGUCGAAAUGGACUUGUCUGAAUUCGAUGGCUCAUGGACAAUCUAUGACUCUAAUUUGAUGACAAAUCUGUCGACAGAACUUGGUAAAGCAUGGGUUAGCCUUGUAGCGAAUGAGCGAGAACGAAAUCGCAAGUUGAAGAGGGUUGGUCUUUGGGGUCUUCAGUCGAUGACCCGUAAUAUUGUUAACGUGUACGACUAUGCGCGAGGUAGCAGAGGGUUCUGGCAUUACAUUGGCACACACACCGUAUAACACAUGAUUAAGCAAGCAAGCCAAACCCAGCAGCGGAUAAAAUUCAUCUUUACGCUUCCCAACGCCCGUCGGGACCGUUAACCAGCUAACUAUUGCCUCU